Molecule: messenger RNA, 1047 nt
Organism: Trametes versicolor FP-101664 SS1
Lineage: Eukaryota; Fungi; Basidiomycota; Agaricomycetes; Polyporales; Polyporaceae
Exons: 5
Coding region: 1-1047 (348 amino acids)
Source: RefSeq, a predicted model, not a curated record
AUGCCGCCUCUCCCUCGUCCGAACGAUGCGCUCGUCGAGAACCUCGGUGAAAACGCGAAACGCGCCUACGUUGUCCACAUUCUGCCCUCUGAAGACACCGCGGUCAACGCCAACCGCGACUCCCUGCACAUCCGCGUCCUCGGCGCUCUUCCCAUCCACGCCCCCACUCGACAAGCGUCUGAGGCGGUAGCCGAGGAAAUCAUAUCCGCCAACGGCAGCUACGAGAGACUCGACGACCUCGGGAAGCUGUAUCUUGAGAACUUCGUUUAUUUUUUUGGAAGCGCUAGGAGUCGCACCCCUCUCCCGACCGAACACCCGUCCAGGCUGUCGCUCUCGGCGCAGCGAGCUGGUAUCCAGCACGAGCUCGUUCAGACCCCGCAAGACCACUCCGGCGCGAAGCAGAAUGCCCUCAUUCGGGACGGUUUCCGAUGCAUGCUGAGCGGAGAAAUCGAAGUAAUCGUCUGGAAGGCCAGCCCGAGUGCUUUCCCGGACCCUGCCGACACCGUCAGUGUCGGACCGACGAGCUGUUGCCACAUCUUACCUGAAAGGACAAACGACGCCGUCUCGUCUUUCGAUAAUCCCGGGUCGGAGAACAAGCCUGACAGGGGAAGUGCACUACGGGCGGUUCUAGCCCGCUUCUCCGGAUACGAAGAUGUGAGAAAGGAGCUGGAAGGACCUGCAGCAGCCCAUCAGUUGUCCAACAUCUUGACGCUCUCCGCAAAAUUGCGCACCCAGUUCGAGGGCCUUGAGCUCUGGCUUGAGGCCCUUCCAGGCCAGGCACUCCGGUGUAAGGAACAGGUGCACUUUAGGGUCUGCGACGUCGACAUCCCCGGCUUCCCGCGCCCCUCGCCAGAGUACCUGCCCCUGCCGGACCCCCGGUUCCUCGCGCUGCACGCUGCAUGCUGCAAGGUCGCGCAGAUGUCGGGCGCUGCGGAGUACGUGGACAAGAUGGACCGCGACUUGGAGGAGAUGCAGGUACUGGGGGAGGACGGCGGGUCGGCGGACGUUCUCGUCUACGCUAUGUCUAGGCUUCUACCUAGGGGAUAG